AUGAAUAAUAAAAAUAUUAUUAUUAUUUUAUUUAUUUUAUUUUAUAUUGGUAAAAUCAAAUCAUAUGAAGAACCCUAUAUUAUUAAUGUUGAUUUCAAAAAUAGCACUGGUAAUUUAUUAAACUAUAAUGAAUGUAAUUCAUGUAGCUAUUCCGGUAAAUGCUCCUAUUGUCCAAGUAUUAAUUAUGGAAGUGAAUUGGGAAGAGUUUUAGAGAAAAAUAAUAAAAGAAUUACAUUUUAUUUAAUUACUGAUGAACCCAAUAUGAUGAUUAGCGAUGAUGAAUAUUUCGGGGAGUUACCUCAAAUAUGUCAACUUCAGAUUAUUGUUGCUAAUAGUCAUAAUUUACCAACCAAUAGAAUUACAAUUAAUGGUCAAAAUAAAAACCAAAGCUUUAUUUCAUUGGGCUAUGAUAAUAGAACUGAUAGUGCGUGUAUCAACGGGUUACUAGAAAUUCAAGGUUUAGACUUUAUAAACUGGAUGACGGAUCUUGAAAUUAUUAGAUAUAAUAUCAUUAGAUUCAGUACAAUUAGAUUUUUAACGGUAAAUUUCGAAAACUCCAAAAGUCUUUUAAGAAACCACUAUUUAGAUAAAACAAUAUAUAUAAAUAACUCCACAAUAGAAUUCUCAAACUGUGUAAUGACUUUUAACAAUGUAAAUAUAGAUAAAGAUUUUACACAUUUGUUAUGUAGCAAUGAUAGUGAUAUCACAAUUAUGAACAGUAAUAUUAACUUUACUGACUCUAUUGAUCAUCAUGGUUAUAAUCUUAGAUAUAUCACCCAAAAUUCGGUUUUUUCAAAAGAAAUAACAUCAGGCCAACCUUUUUGUAAUAUAAUAAAUGGAAAUAAAACAUGUGGUGAUCAAAAUAAUAAUGAUAAAAAAUUAAUUAUUAAUGAUGGUGAUGGUGACAAUAAUACUGGUAAUAAAAUUAAUAAUAAAAGAAAAAUAACCAUAGUAAUCACAACCAUUUUAUGUUCAUUUUUAAUAAUCGUCAUAGUAGUAAUUGUCAUAAUUAAAAGCAAAUUAAAAUCUUUAGAAAGAAAAAGAAAAGAAAAUAGAAAUCAAGAAUAUUCUGAAGAAAAUUUCAUGGAUGAUGCCAGUGCUAGAGCCGAUAAAAUGAGUGUUGUUGGAACUGUAGAAUCUGAUAAAAAACUAAUGACAACCGUUGGUGAACUAAAAUAA
This is a messenger RNA of Dictyostelium purpureum, 1179 nucleotides long. RefSeq lists its product as uncharacterized. NCBI's taxonomy places the organism in Eukaryota, Evosea, Eumycetozoa, Dictyosteliales, Dictyosteliaceae. The record is from RefSeq and is a predicted model, not a curated record. The transcript is spliced from 2 exons. Bases 1 to 1179 code for a protein of 392 amino acids.